AUGAACUGGGAUGUCAUAAAUGAACAAGGGUCCCGUCAGCCAGAUUACCCACUCGGUAGUAACUUAGCCAGCGGCCCGAGAGACACCGAGCCAUUCACCGUUUCACCUGAAAAGGCAUUCGAAGAAUGCAUAUUCUCAAACAUUUCCCAGCCAUUUGACCUGCUGGAAGAUGGUCUCGAUCCGACAUUUACCUUUUCUGCGACAAGCUCACUUGAUUCCUUUGGCACGGACGACAUCAACGGACCAGAACAAGGACUACCAAUACCAAAUGGUAGCCUGUCAUUUUCAUUUCCUGAAAAUACAGAUUGGGGUAGCGAAGAAUUUCUAGAAAUUAACAAUGUUCACCCCGAAAGACUUCUCCCGCUCAGUCCGAUGGACCGGUGGAAGAAUUCUCCGCCAGAGACAGAGCCUGCACAUUUGACAGAUAUCAUGAGCUCUGUUGCGAAGUGUAUCAGUGCAGAGGCACCAGUGCUACGAGAGACUGCUGAAAAGUCAUCGUUUCCAAACAGACGUUCUCAACGGCCUCGUCCACCUACCCCGUCGAUUGCAGCAUCCGAAUCAAGUGCCUCCAGCAGCUCAGCUUCGUCCGCCCGUAGCUUCGGCUCAAGCAACUCAGGAUCAUUUGGACGAUUUUAUGUGGGAGAGCCAAGGCGUCGCCGUAAUCGACGACAGCGCAAGAAAUCUCCAACAUCCCAAAUUCGCGAUAAAAAGCCAACACAACUGCGUCCUUUCCAGUGUACGUUCUGCACAGACACUUUCAAAUCCAAACAUGAUUGGACGAGACAUGAAAAGACUCUGCACUUGUCAUUAGAAAGCUGGGUCUGUGCACCAUUUGGGCCUACAUACCGAGAUGAGGCUUCCAAUAUCUUGCGAUGUGUGUUUUGUGAGAUCGAAGCUCCUUCCGAGGAGCAUAUCCAGUUUCACCGGUAUAUGGAAUGUCAAGAGAAACCGUCUACUCUUCGAACAUUUUAUCGAAAGGAUCAUCUUCUCCAGCAUCUACGCCUAGUGCACGGCUCACAAAACGCCGUCACUAGCAUCGCAAAAUGGAAGUCAGAGGUCACUCAAAUCAAUUCAAGAUGCGGGUUUUGCUCGGAAACCUUCACUCUCUGGUCAGACAGGAACGAUCAUCUUGCAGCACACUUUCGGCAAGGAACUCAGAUCAAAGAGUGGAAAGGAUGCAGAGGUCUUGAUCCCGCAGUGGUGCUUGCUGUCGAUAAUGCCAUGCCUCCAUACCUCAUCGGCAUCGAGUCAACUGGCAUAUACCCCUUCAGUGCCAGUCAUCGUAAAGGCACUUCUAGGGAGGAUGAAGCUCGCGAGACCCAUGAUACAUUUGAAAAUGCAGAAAGUACACAGCCAACUCCAUUCGAGCAGUUGACAGAACACCUGAUUCGAUUUGUGCGUGAACAACAGCAUGCCGCAUCACCCAUCACAGACGAGUCUAUACAACGCGAGGCACGUCUCUUUAUCUACGGGGACGACGAUCCCUGGAAUCAAACUGCAGCUGAUAGCCCGGACUGGUUGAAUUUCUUCAAAGAUGGGAUGGGGUUGGGUCCAGCCUGCGUCAUGAAUGUGGAUGCUGCCCAUCAUCCAAAUCCUGUGUUUCAUCUUCCGUGGGAUAUAAAUGCCCAGCAAGCAGUCGAUGAGCGUAACCUGAACCCUAUGAUCUCAACUGGUUCAUGGACUCCUUGGUCAUGGCAAAGCCCUGAAUGCCUUGCAGAAUUUCGCAGGUUCAACCGUGAUACUGGGUCAUCAUCAAUUACCCCAGAUAAUGGAGGAUGUGCAUUGCCACGAUAA
Penicillium waksmanii is the source of this 1794-nucleotide messenger RNA. RefSeq lists its product as uncharacterized. NCBI's taxonomy places the organism in Eukaryota, Fungi, Ascomycota, Eurotiomycetes, Eurotiales, Aspergillaceae. The coding region runs from base 1 to 1794 and encodes 597 amino acids. The record is from RefSeq and is a predicted model, not a curated record. The transcript has a single exon.